Phymastichus coffea is the source of this 1731-nucleotide messenger RNA. RefSeq lists its product as uncharacterized. The record is from RefSeq and is a predicted model, not a curated record. The transcript has 5 exons. Lineage: Eukaryota; Metazoa; Arthropoda; Insecta; Hymenoptera; Eulophidae. Bases 303 to 830 code for a protein of 175 amino acids.
UUCACUGGAGUCAAGCAAGCAGGGAGCGAAGGCGGCCUUAGGAGCACGAGGAGGCCCCGUCGAGUCACUCGCCGCUGUUCCACGAGUCGAGAGGCAAGCUGUUUGCCGCGCUAAGGCAGCACUCCGUUUUUUUUUUAAUCGAGAUCAUACCGUGUCCACACUAGCACAUUUCCGAGGUUGUCUGAAGAAAGUGGAAGUAACAAAGAGAGUGAGUGCGCAGCAGCAACAGCAACUAAGAAAACGGGCGUCGCUUACAGCGGCAUUCCAGACUUUUGCGAAGAUACAAAAGUUCAAACACAAUAAUGUUGGAUACUAGUACAGUGAGACUAGUAAUCUUUGUCGGUGUGGUAUUUGCAUUUGCCGGUGACCAUAUUGCCCUAAUACAAUCCUUAUGGGGAGGCGGAAAUGAGGAUAGAAAUCAAACGGACAGUUUGAGAAGGUUACCUGAAGGACUAUCGAAGGACGGAUUAAAUUUUGAGCGCAUGGUCUUUGCUACUUCGAAAAAAAAUCUGCAAGAGGAAAAUGCAAUCACUAGGCGCGCCAAGAUGAUGACGACCAUCAAGACGGCCUGUUUGCCCAAACUCAUUUGCGAACUGACGUCUAUCGCGCACCAGGAUCAGUUGAGCGAAAUGGAACGCUCGCUCCUCAACUUAAUCAGAGAUACGAGUCUGAGUACUAUGGCAGAAGUAACAUCAAGGUAUCAUUUUGCGGCGCACAUGGGUCAACUGAUAUCAGGCAUCGAGGGCCAGGGAUGUCACAAUUUUUAUCCAACUUGUCCACUUCCUAGUGCCAGCGUCUUAAACAUGAUGAAGAAACUACGAUUUAAGUAAUGAUAAAAUUUUUAUUGUUCAUCAAGACAUCUGGAUACUACACGAUUAUAAGUGACGACUUGAAGAUAUAAAAAAUCGAAGUCAAAAAGAAAAGUCGAUAAAUAUUUAAACUGCGAAGUGAACUGACAAAACAUUGCACUAUAAUGGUUCUUUGUAAACUACAUAUAAAGCUGUGAUAAUCGCUUUUCAUACCUAUUAAUUAAGUUUCUGUCCAUUUCUUGAUAUUUUUUAUCGUUAAAUUUACUGUAAAGCGUAGAAAAUACUGAUGUGUACAUAAGUAGCGAUACGUCAUGUUUGUAAAUGUCAAGAUUACUUGUAACAACUUAUACGUUAAUUUUAUCUCCGCUGCUAACUCUUAUACUAGUCGAAGUAUUGUUUACAAUAUUAAGAAGUACUAAUUCCUUCGAUUUUAUAAUUUCCAUUUAAUGCAUAGCGACUAGAUUAAUAAGACUCACUAUGUAUUAAUUAAAUAAAAUUGUUAGAUAAUGCAAAUUAACGAUUUUUUCUACUGUUAUUCUUCAGCAAAUGUUUCUCAAUCUUAAAUUUAAAAAGUUUUUGCAUUUACAUUAUAUCGAUGGAUUGUACUUGAAAAUAAUAGGCAUUAAAAUUGUUUCAUUUACCAUAUUUUUAUUUCAAUAUACUCGUUGAUUUUAAUAUAUUUUACGAGAAUUGUACUUUACUUAUUAAUUUUAUUAAAAAACGAUAACUUAAAAAAAUGUGUACAACCACCGUGACACAAUUAAAAUGUAAAUAUUAAAAUGCACAGGUAUCAAAAGAACUGCUUGUUUAUUUUUAGUUAAAUUAAUUAACAUACAUUGAUUAAUAAUCGAUAACUACUAUACAGUAAAUAUAAGCUUAUUUUAUCUAAAUAUAUCAAUUCAUUAAACUAAGACCCAGUUGU